AUGACGCAACUCGAUAUCAUCAUUUCCUCACAGUCGUCUGCAACUGGCACCAGGGUCUCUUCGAAAGUCGACUUUGCUUUACAGAACAACUGCAACAACAACUUGGCUCGAUCACGGUCAUUGCUGGAUUGUGGCUUCCGCCUCGGCGACGGGAUCAGAUUCUGCGUCGUGCAUGUCACGAGUCCCUGUCCGGGUUCUAGACGGUUCCUGGACCAAUGCGAAUCUCCGGUCAAAUUUGUAGAUGCCACUCUGGAUCCAGAAGCAGUCAAGAUGACUGCCAAAGUGGCAUCUGCUCAUUGCACCAAUCUUGUUCUCUCUCCUUUGACCAGCAGUUCUCUGACAGAGUCGAUCGGGCCGAGGGCACGUCGAGACAACCGACAAGAAUACACGUUUCCAUGGUCGUGGGCGGAGCCGAGGCGUGUCGACAGAUGA
Protopolystoma xenopodis is the source of this 432-nucleotide messenger RNA. Lineage: Eukaryota; Metazoa; Platyhelminthes; Monogenea; Polystomatidea; Polystomatidae. The record is from the annotation of a GenBank genome assembly.